This is a messenger RNA of Somion occarium, 1533 nucleotides long. The record is from the annotation of a GenBank genome assembly. NCBI's taxonomy places the organism in Eukaryota, Fungi, Basidiomycota, Agaricomycetes, Polyporales, Cerrenaceae.
GUUUCCCAUCCCGAACCAUAUACGCCAGGUCCUUGAAACUUGCUGCUUUUGUUGCGCUCUGUAUUCCAGCAGGAUUCUGCCUGGAUAGAAGCAUUCCUGUGACGUAGCUUGUGGCUCAACACCCUUGAUAUCCGGGGCACACGGUGGGCUGAAUAUCAUCCUUACCACCGCACCACGACACAUUUCUCGAUAUGCAUGUUGUGGUGUGAGCAGAAGUGGUAUUGGAGCGGCUGUAUGGGUGUGAUACUGACUUACCUUCUGGUCAUGUUGCCACUUGCCACUCUUCGGGUUGAUUAACCUUGCAACACAUCUCGCGAUACUGGGAGGCUAUAUUCUCCGAGCUUGAUUAUCAAGCAAGGGACCAGGAGGGUAAGCGCAUGUAUGCGCCCAAUGAAUGGAAUUGUUAAGUACCACCGCCGUGGAAGUAACAGAUCCUUGGUGCUUCUCCACACGCAAAACUAGGAUUAUUACAUAGUCAGCAUGUCUAUUCCUCGAAUCUGGUUCAUUACCGGUACCUCUUCUGGUUUUGGCAGGCUAAUGACUGAGAACGCUCUUGGUCAUGGAGACAUUGUCGUUGCAACGGCGAGGAAGCCCGAGGCACUGGACGACCUAAAGAGCCAAUAUCCGAGCAGCAAACUGCUUGUCCUUCCCCUCGACGUCACCAACAAUCGGCAAAUCAAGGAUGUUUUCUCCAAGGCGAAGGAGGCCUUUGGGAGGAUUGAUGUCGUCUUCAACAUUGCAGGGCGUGGUAUACUAGGCGAAGCCGAAGGAACGCCGGAGGACGAGGCACGCGCCUUGUUCGAUACGAAUUUUUGGGGGGCGACGAACGUUAGUCGUGAGGCAGUGAGGUUUUUCAGGGAGGAGAACAAACCUGCGGGUGGUAGGUUGCUUGUUAACUCCUCGAAGGUAGGCAUUCAAGCCGUGCCCUUCGCAGGAUAUUAUUCGGCAACAAAACAUGCAUUGGAAGGUAUUACCAAAGCACUUGCGCAGGAGCUCGAUCCGGCUUGGAAUAUAAAGGUCACUCUGGUUCAACCUGGAUUCUUCCGUACCGACGUUGGAGCAAAGUCUGUUGUCUUUCCGAUCCAUCCUGCGUAUACCAAUCCUACUCUCCCUGGAACUAUCUUUCGUGCAUUCCUCGCGAGCGGCAAAGAAAUCGGUUCCGACACAGCCCAAGGCGUGGAGAAAAUAUACGAGCUAGCAUGCUUAUCUGAGCCCCCCAUGAGACUGGCUCUAGGAAUCGACGCCAUCCGGGAUAUCAGAGCUGAGUUGAAAGGUGUUGAGGCAGAUGUUGGGAAAUACGAGUCCUGGUCUGAAGGACUGGUACUUGACACUUGAUGCAUUGUGACUUGCUCGUACAUUCGUUCCGUUCUUCUGUUUGAUAAACUAGGGAUGGGAAUGGAUUUUCAGUUUCGGUGGUCUGUUCCCGCAUAGUAUUAUAGAGUUUCCUUGAUGCCCAUAUUCAAGUCGUUGAGUUUCGUUUCCGGACAUGGACAACAGAAGCUGUGCCCCUCAAAAUGAAUACCCAAUCACCAU